Messenger RNA from Sabethes cyaneus, 2177 nucleotides. It is a transcript of the gene mIF2, whose product is annotated as translation initiation factor IF-2, mitochondrial. Gene Ontology annotation, molecular function: GTP binding; GTPase activity. The coding region runs from base 55 to 2139 and encodes 694 amino acids. NCBI's taxonomy places the organism in Eukaryota, Metazoa, Arthropoda, Insecta, Diptera, Culicidae. The transcript is spliced from 3 exons. The record is from RefSeq and is a predicted model, not a curated record.
UCGUUUUUUAAUAUACCUACUUCCUAACUCAGAAAGAAAUCUAUACAAAGACUGAUGUUUGCUAUAAGAUUAUCGAUUGGCAGGUUAGGCAACGAAGUAGUUCGACACCGUGUCGAAUGGCGAAGAACGUCUUUGCGCGGCUUUCAGAUCAGCUGUUUUGAUUUGAAAAGACGGAAGACAGCCGAGGAAAGAAAAGCUAUUCGUGUAAUAAAUAUUCCUCCCAAAAAGACCCAAAGCGAUGGUGGUGAAAAAGUAGUAGAUGUUUGGCGUAACAUGAGUGUCCUUGAGUUAGCCAAAUCAUGCCAGUUGCAACUGGAACAUAUUCAAGAGGUCAUGUUAUAUGUAAAGGGAGUGCAAAGCAUUGAUGCGGAUGCCCGGAUUGAAGAUCAAAAAAUCAUCAAAGAAAUUGCUAAUAAAUGUGGCCUUCGUACUAAAAUCGUGGCUGCUCCGGGAUUGGAGAAAGAAGAACCAAAAGAUCGGGACGUAUUACCAAGGGAGCCACCGGCCAUAGAAAAUCUGCUGGAAAGACCGCCAGUGGUAACGGUAAUGGGUCAUGUUGACCAUGGGAAGACUACUCUAUUGGACUCAUUGCGUGGUGCCUCGGUAGCUGCUAGCGAAGCAGGUGGCAUUACGCAGCAUAUCGGUGCGUUUACUGUAGAAUUAGACAGUGGCGAAAAAGUUACAUUUCUGGAUACACCAGGGCAUGCGGCUUUUAGUGCGAUGCGUGCUAGAGGAGCUCAUUUAACAGAUAUCAUUGUACUGGUGGUUGCUGCUGAUGAUGGAGUCAUGGAGCAAACCAAAGAAGUGUUGCACUUGGCGAAGGAGUGCAAUGUACCGAUGAUAGUGGCCAUCAACAAAAUUGACAAACCGGGUGCUAACGCAGAUCGAGUUAAGAAGGAACUUGCGCAGCACGGUGUGGCCCUAGAAGGAUAUGGUGGCGAUACUAUUGCAGUUGGUGUUUCCGCUUUGCAUGGCGUAAAUCUCGAUGAACUGACUGAGGCUGUAAGCACACAGGCAACAAUGAUGAACCUCAAGGGCGAGUAUGUUGGACCGAUGGAGGGAGUAGUUGUAGAAUCUAAGCUCGAUUCACAUCGUGGAAAGCUGUCGACUGCGAUCGUGACCAGGGGAACCCUUAGAAAAGGUAGUGUGUUAGUAAGCGGCUUGGCAUGGGCCAAAGUUCGGGGACUUUUUGAUCACAGCGGUCAGCCAGUGUCUGAAGUUACACCGGGAAUGCCGGUAGAAAUUCUUGGUUGGCGAGAAUUACCUUCUGCUGGGGAUAUAAUUUUGGAGGUUGAUUCAGAGAAGAUUGCUCAUUCCGUCAUGCGAUGGCGAGAAGUGCAAGCGAAACAGGGAAAAGCUGAGGGAGAUAAAAAUGCAAUUCUGUUAAAGCAAUUGGAACAUGAAGAACAGUAUCGUGCCGCGCGGGAGCAGCGGCGACUAGCUGGGAUUUUCCGAAACCGAAAACGAGGACCCCGUCCGAAGGAAUCAGCUCCAGAAGAUCCUACACCACGCGUAAACGUCAUUAUCAAAGGAGAUGUACACGGGUCCGUCGAAGCAAUUCUAGAUGUGCUGGAAACCUACGAUGAGAACGAAAAGUGCCGAUUGGAUGUUGUGCAUUAUGCUGUGGGCGAUGUAACGCAAGGAGAUCUAGAACUGGCGAAACUCUUCCAUGCAAUUAUUUAUGCCUUUUCAGUGAAAGCACCUGAAAAACCACCGAAAGGAGUAGAAAUUAGGCCAGUGAAUAUAAUAUACAGGCUAGUAGAUGAUCUCAAGAAGGAGAUUAACACUAAGCUGCCUCUGGUGGACGUGGAAGAAACGGUAGGCGAAGCCAAUGUGCUACAGUUGUUUGAAAUCAACGAGGGCAGGCGAAAAGUAAUGGUCUUAGGAUGUCGUUGCACAAAGGGCGUACUGAAGAAGACAUCAAAGUGCAAAGUUUUGAGAAACGGAGAAGUGAUUGCCGACGAUUUGGCACUCGAAUCAAUGCGGCACCUGAAGAACGAAGUGGAUACCGUGAAAAAAGAUGUCGAGUGUGGGCUACGGCUAGAUAACCAGCAUGUCGAGGUACGGACAGGUGAUACCAUAGUUUGUUAUAAAAUUAAUCAUGAGCCACAGAAAACUGACUGGGAUCCUGGUUUCUAAGGGGAACGAUAGCAAAGAGAAUAACCGAUAGAGGUGCU